AAUAUGAACGGAUCUGGUUAACCUUGCGUACGAGUAUAAUCAUAGCAGUAAAUUUUUGUUUCUGAGUCGUAUAUUAAAAUUUUAGCAAUGGAAAAAGUUGAAAAAAACAAAGAAAUACAUACGGCUUCACUAAGUGAAACAUUACAAUCAUUUGAAAAGAGCUUGGGAUUUAAAAAUAAAAUAAAAUGGAAUAACGUUAUAAUUAUCGUUCUAUACCAUGUCAUAGGUAUUUACUGGAGUUAUAAGUACGCUUUUCCAGCGAAAUGGCAAACCCUAGUUUUUGCUCUAGCCAUGUUCGUAUUCAAUGGUGUAGGUAUUGGGGCAGGAGUUCAUAGACUUUGGACACACAGAGCGUUUAAAGUGAACUUACCUUUUCACUUAAUUUUACUCGCUGCCUAUGCAAGCGCUGGACAGAAUUCCAUAUAUGAAUGGGUUCUCGACCACCGCGUUCACCAUAAGUAUAGCGAUACAGAUGGUGACCCACACAAUGCCAAUCGUGGCUUGUUUUUUUCUCACAUCGGAUGGCUAAUGUCGAAGAAAAACGAGCAUGUAUUGAGUGGUGGCAAGCAGAUAGACAUGAGCGACAUAACCGAUGAUCCGCUGCUACGUUUUUAUAACAAGUAUUUCGCAUAUAUGAAACUGAUAUUCUGCUAUAUUCUACCAUUCUACAUUAACGUUUAUUUGUUGGGUGAAACCUGGCAAUGUACUAUAGCGUGGCAAUGGUUUAUACGUUUCUUGUGUGCGUUCCACGGUGAACUAACGGUUAACAGCCUCGCACAUACAUUUGGAUCUAGGCCUUACAACAAAGAAAUAGUACCUACACAAAACAAAUUCGUAUCACUUGUAACAUUGGGCGAAGGUACCCAUAAUUUCCAUCAUGCGUUUCCAUACGAUUAUAGAUCAGGAGAACAAUUUGACUACUUCAAUUUUAACACGUUCCUAAUAGAUAUGUUCAGUAAGAUAGGUUGGGCGUAUGACUUACGAGCAGCUACGCCAGCUAUGAUCGACUCUGUGUCGCAAAGACUGGGUGAUGGAACCCGCAUAAACCGAUCACGGAUGACUCAUGCUGAGACUGAAAAGGAAUAAUUGAAAAAUAUGAGUGAAAAGAGCAACGCAUCAGUAACCGAUUAUCAGAAACCGAUUUAUUUUUCCAGCUUACUUUUCAUUACUUUACUUAUGGUUUUGUUUUUACAUUUUAACAAACAGUUUCAUUUAUAAUAUGUAAUAAAUAAAGGGUUUUCUUAAAAAUAUUA
Messenger RNA from Melitaea cinxia (Glanville fritillary), 1253 nucleotides. Its product is annotated as acyl-CoA Delta(11) desaturase-like. The coding region runs from base 88 to 1086 and encodes 332 amino acids. Gene Ontology annotation, biological process: unsaturated fatty acid biosynthetic process. Gene Ontology annotation, molecular function: iron ion binding; stearoyl-CoA 9-desaturase activity. The record is from RefSeq and is a predicted model, not a curated record. NCBI's taxonomy places the organism in Eukaryota, Metazoa, Arthropoda, Insecta, Lepidoptera, Nymphalidae. The transcript is spliced from 5 exons. Gene Ontology annotation, cellular component: endoplasmic reticulum membrane.